AUUCAAAAAAGAAUGCAAGAGUGAAUGUGCCAUUUACGCCAUUUGCGUGAAGAAACCCAGCUCAGAGUGAUUCUUUACUGUUUGUGUUUAUAGGACUUAUCCUUUUUAAUUUCUUCGUAUCUCGACAAACGAACAACGAUAAAAGUUUGCUUCUUUUUUUCUUUUUUUUUUUUUUGGAAGAGGACAUAUCGAAUCAAUGGCUGACGAAUUUGGGAAAGCCGUGGAGGAUGGUCUCAGGCUCGCAAAGAGGUUAUACUUCGGCAAGGACAGGGCCGUGGCGCCGCCUAAGCCGCUUCUUUCAAUGGAGAGAUCCGUCGAUGACUACCUGCCAAAGGCGCCUAUGGUUUACGCUGUGAUUUUUGAUCCAGCUAUUGUGGAUAAUCCAGAUAUGGCGAGUUACCAGCCUCACGUGCACGGGAGGUGUGAUCCGCCUGCGCUCAUACCGCUCCAGAUGAACCGGAUAGAACUCGAGGCCGAUUCUUAUUUGGAUUCUGUUAUUGUUCGUUUAAGCGGAUCCUGGCGGGUCCAUUGCGUUAUGGGCAGCAAAAGCUCUGAUUGCCGUAUAGCAAUUCCAAUGGGCGAGCAGGUCUUGAGGUGGAUGUUCCUAGAAAGUCUUACUGUACUGAACUGAUUGCAAUGGAGAAUAAAAAGGAUAUGGAAAAGGAAUGCCGACUUGAAAAUGGAGGCUUUUUGACUCCCCAUAUAUUUACCUUCACAAUACCAAAAGUUGAUGGGGGCUCCAGUCUUUCUAUUAAUGUUACCUGGAUUCAGAAAUUAUCCUAUCGCAAUGGGGAGUUCUCCUUGAAUGUGCCAUUUAGUUUUCCUGAGUACGUAACUCCUGCUGUAAAGAAACUACCCAAAAAAGAAAGGAUACAAUUUAAUGUGAACUCUGGUACUGGAAGUGAAAUUGUUUGUAAGACGACUAGUCAUCCUCUGAAGCAAUUCAAACGAGAAGCAGGGAAAAUGGGUUUCUUGUAUGAAGCAGAUGUUCUCACUUGGACAAAUGUUGACUUUGCUGUCUCAUAUUCUGUUUCUUCAAAUCAUAUAUUUGGUGGUGUGAUUUUGCAAUCCCCAUCUGCCCUCGAUGCUGAUCAAAGAGAAAUGUUUUGCGUCUAUGUUUCUCCAGGAGAUGAGCCAAGCGGGAAGGUAUUCAGAAAAGAGAUAGUAUUUGUUGUUGAUAUAAGUGGAAGCAUGGAAGGAAAGCCGCUUGAGGGUACAAAGAAUUCAAUAUCAGGAGCUCUCGCCCAGCUUGGUUCAAAAGAUUCAUUCAAUAUUAUAGCUUUUAAUGGAGAGACGUAUUUAUUUUCUUCAUCAAUGGAGUUGGCCACGGAGGAAACAGUGGAAAAGGCUGUUGAGUGGAUGAAUGUAAACUUUAUUGCAGGGGGAAGUACAAAUAUCUUGCUUCCCCUAAAUCAGGCAAUGGAGAUGGUAUCAAAUACUCAUGCUUCAUUUCCUGUCAUUUUCCUUGUCACUGAUGGGUCUGUUGACAAUGAAAGACACAUCUGUGACUUAAUGACAAAUCACCUAACUGGAAGAGGAUCAAUAUGUCCACGUAUUUACACUUUUGGCAUAGGUACAUACUGCAAUCAUCAUUUCCUGUGCAUGCUUGCAAUGAUUAGCAGGGGCCAAUAUGAUGCUGCUUACAGUGUAGAUUCAGUUCAGUCUCGACUGCAAAAGUUUUUCAGCAAAGGCCUAUCACCUGUUCUUGCAAACAUAACGCUCGACACAUUUGAUGAUCUUGAUGAAGUUGAGGUGUACCCUUCCCGUAUUCCAGAUCUUUCAUCAGAAAGUCUCUUGAUUAUUUCUGGGAGAUAUAGAGGAAACUUCCCAGAAAAUCUUAAAGCUAAAGGCGCUUUAGGAGACCUGAGUAAUUUUGUCAUAGACUUGAAAAUACACAAGGAAAAAGACAUGCCUUUUGAGCGGAUUUUUGCAAAGCAACAGAUUGAUCUACUCACAGCCCAGGCAUGGUUUUCAGAAAACAAGAGGCUUGAGGAGAAGGUUGUCAAAAUGAGCAUACAAACUGGCGUUUUCUCUGAAUACACUCGUUUGACAUUGCUUGAGACUCAGAGAGGGAAUCAAGCCACGGAUUCACCCAGCACACGUACGUUAUUGCACAAAGGUGAUUCUUCAAAGGUGGACUCUCAAGGCCGGAAAAGAAUAUUACUGCAAAACCUGGGAGUUGGCUUUGGGAAUUUGGCUGCAACUGCUGAAAACAUUCCUCCUGGAAUUGAAGAACCGAAGUUGCCUGAGGCUGCUGAAAUCAUCAUUAAGGCAGCUUCAAAUUGUUGUGGCAGGAUAUGUAGUCAUUGCUGUUGUAUGUGCUGCAUCCAGUGUUGCUCCAAGAUAAAUGACCAAUGUGCAAUAGUAUUAACACAGUUCUGCGCUGCUCUUGCAUGUUUUGGCUGCCUACAGUGCUGUUCAGAUCUGUGUUGUUGUGGAAAUGAAGGACAAUAAGCAAUUGAUCACAAUGAGUUUCAUUAAACACUGUAUAUUAAAGGGUAUAGAAUAGAGAAUUGUUUAAAGCACUAUCCCUUAUCCAUUCAUUCUGCCCCAAAACGGCAUAUUGUACAAUAAUUAACUUAUUCAUGGCUAACUCAAAGCCUAUUGCUGUAAUAGUUCCUGCAACUUCGUUGUAUACUAGACUGUGAUGAUAGUGAUUGUUCAAUGUACUUCACAAGUGAAAACUGAGACACUUGAAUGGAUUCAAGCUGAGAAUGAUCUAUCAUGCCAUGAAUGUGUCAAAGACAGUUCGAUUUUCA
Messenger RNA from Jatropha curcas, 2759 nucleotides. RefSeq names its product inter-alpha-trypsin inhibitor heavy chain-like protein. Lineage: Eukaryota; Viridiplantae; Streptophyta; Magnoliopsida; Malpighiales; Euphorbiaceae. The record is from RefSeq and is a predicted model, not a curated record.